AUGUCUAGUAUUCCACGCUGGUUCUUCAAUCCAGGACAAUCAAAAUGUGAGCCAUUUUAUUGGUCUGGAUGCUGUGCUAAUUCAAACAAUUUUGCUAGCCAGGAAUUGUGUCAAAAUACAUGCGAAGGUUGUUUUAGCUUAUUAAAAAUGACCCUUGAUUCGGGUACACCCCAACUCUCCCUGGACUCCCUGGUAUGGUUCAAUUCGGCUCGCCGAGGCGCAUCGAAUCAAACCAAGGCGUACCAAAUUCGACAAUCCUGA
Meloidogyne enterolobii is the source of this 261-nucleotide messenger RNA. The record is from the annotation of a GenBank genome assembly. Lineage: Eukaryota; Metazoa; Nematoda; Chromadorea; Rhabditida; Meloidogynidae.